AUGGAGGACUUGGAAGGUAAUACCACUGUCUUCUCCACCCUGAGAUCCCUCAACAACUUUAUUUCACAGCGCAUGGAGGGGCUGUCCGGGCCGCCUACUCCAGGAUCGUCUCAAAGUGCCUUGCAGAUUCAGUACCAGCAGAGGAUGCAGCUGGAAGAACAAGCUGGGCAUAUCCACUCCAAAUCCCAGCUCCUGCAGGUGGAACGAGAGAAGAUGCAGAUGGAGCUUAGCCACAAACGAGCUCGCAUAGAGCUAGAGAGAGCAGCUAAUACCAAUGCUAGGAACUAUGAGCGAGAGGCCGACCGUAACCAGGAGCUGCUCACACGCAUCAAGCAGUAUCAGGAGAAGGAAACAGAAGCUGAAAAUAAACUGAAAGAACAAAUGGAGAUGAACAAAUCCUAUAAGAAGAGCAUGGAGACUAUGAGUAAGAAGCUGCAAGAGAAGGAGAGCAAAUUAGCUGAAGCUAAUGAAACAAUCACUGUAUUAAAAGGGAAAAUAUCAGAGCUGCAAUGGAAUAUAAUGAAUAAAGAGAUGCAGAUGACAAGCCAAGAAUCUCAGAAGCAGGAGCUGAUGGAACAGCUGGAUGUUCAACAUAAGAAAUGGCAAGAGGCUAGUCAGCAAAUCCAGACCAUGCAAGCAACACAAUCUCUACUGGCAGAGUAUGAACAGAAGAUUAAGGAUCUGGAACAGAAGUUCUCCCAGCAGGAACAUGAUGCUCUAAUUGUCAAGAACAUGAAGGCAGAACUGGCCCAUUUCCCAAAAAUGGAGCGGGAAUUGCGCCAACUGAGGGAGGAAAAUGCCUAUUUCAGGGAAAUGAAAGAAAAUAAUGGAUUGCUUAAAGAGGAGGUAGAAGGUCUCCAAAGAAAACUGGAACGCUAUGAGAAGGUGCAAGCACAGCUAGUGACCAUUGAAUUGGAAAAUGAGAAACUUCUGGGAAAAUUAAAAAGCUGGGAGAAGGUGGACCAGAACAUUGGCUUGAAUAUCAGGACACCUGAUGAUCUCUCAAGGCACAUCGUGGCCCUGCAGCAAAGGGAGCUUGUGCUGAAAGAGCAGAACUCUACCAUCACAAACAGUGCCCGAGCACUGGAGAAGGCCCGACAGCAUUUACAGGAAGAAAUACUGCGGAUUCAGAGCCAGCUCUUGGAUGAGAAGAAGAAGCGUGAGCAGCAUGAGGCGCUGGUCAGACGGCUGCAGAAACGUGUGCUCCUGCUCACCAAGGAGCGUGACGGGAUGCGAGCCAUUCUGGAGUCGUACGACAGCGAGCUGAGCCCGGCCGAGCACUCGCCCCAGCUGAACCGGCGCAUGCGUGAGGCUGAGGAGAUGGUGCAGAAGCUGCACGCCCAUAACACCGAGCUGGAGGCUCAGCUGUCUCAAGUUCUGGAAGAAGUGGGAAAUCAUAAGCAAAGAGCAGAGAUGCUGGAGGUGGAGAUGAAGGUCUUGAAGUCUCAAGAGUGCACAGCUGAGCAAAGUAGCAUCAUCACCAAGGAGGAGGUUGACAUGCUCAGGCUGAAAAUUGAGGAGCUGGAAGCUGAACGCAGCAAGCUGGAAGAGGAGAACAGAUCCCUGCAGAUGAAACUGGAGAAGCUAACUCUGCAGGGUGACUAUGAUCCCAGCAGAACCAAAGUUCUUCAUUUCAGCAUGAACCCAGCGAGCUUGGCCAAGCAGCAGCGCAAGGAGGAGCAGCAGCAGCUCCAGGAGGAGUGUGAAAGGCUGAGGGAGCUGGUGAGGGUGCUUGAAGGAGGCGGCUCCAUCCCUGAGAAUUUGGAAGGAGCUCUUAGUGGCCUUCCUUCGAAGAAAGAGGUACUGAAGCUGAAGAAGCAAGUGGAAAGUGCAGAACUAAAAAACCAGCGUCUGAAAGAAGUUUUCCAGACCAAGAUCCAGGAGUUCCGCAAGGUGUGCUACACACUGACAGGGUACCAGAUCGACAUCACCACUGAGAGCCAGUAUCGACUCACCUCCAUUUAUGCUGAGCACCAAGGGGACUGCCUGCUUUUUAAGGCCUCUAGCUCCUCUGGUGGAAAAAUGCAGCUUCUGGAAACCGAGUUCUCACGAACGAUCCGGGAGCUCAUUGAGCUGCACCUGCUCCGCCAGGACAGCAUCCCAGCCUUCCUCAGCGCCCUCACCCUCGACCUCUUCAGCCGCCAGACCAUUGCUUAA
This is a messenger RNA of Chaetura pelagica (chimney swift), 2157 nucleotides long. It is a transcript of the gene MAD1L1, whose product is annotated as MAD1 mitotic arrest deficient-like 1 (yeast). Gene Ontology annotation, biological process: attachment of mitotic spindle microtubules to kinetochore; mitotic spindle assembly checkpoint signaling. Bases 1 to 2157 code for a protein of 718 amino acids. The record is from RefSeq and is a predicted model, not a curated record. Gene Ontology annotation, cellular component: nuclear envelope; mitotic spindle; kinetochore. The transcript has 18 exons. NCBI's taxonomy places the organism in Eukaryota, Metazoa, Chordata, Aves, Apodiformes, Apodidae.